Messenger RNA from Oldenlandia corymbosa var. corymbosa, 4247 nucleotides. NCBI's taxonomy places the organism in Eukaryota, Viridiplantae, Streptophyta, Magnoliopsida, Gentianales, Rubiaceae. The record is from the annotation of a GenBank genome assembly.
UUAGGGCUUUACAAAUGAACCAAGAGCCACAGCAAACCUUUGUGAGGCUGUUUGCAUAAGAGUAUAACCCCCCAUCUUAAACUUUUUACCGGCUCCAAUUUAGGGCUUUACAAAUGAACCAAUAAACCAUUAAAACCCUGCUACGAACCGGGGACAGCGUACUCUCUUUCUCUCUCUUUCUCUCUCUGUUGCUCCAAAAUACACCUGGGAAAGAAAAAUCUUUUUCUCCGUUACAAUGGCGAAUGAUGCAGACAUGAGCAGUUGGAAUGAUCUUCUGCAUUCGUCUUCCAAGCUUCUCGAACAAGCCGCCCCUUCCGCCCAGUUCCCUCCUAUUCAGAGAAAUUUGGAGCAGUUGGAGGUAUUGUCCAAGAAGCUUAAAGCCAAAACCUUAAGAAUUGAAGCUCCUUCGCAGUCUAUUGCUGCAACUAGGUUAUUAGCGCGAGAAGGAAUUAAUGCGGAGCAGCUCGCUCGCGAUCUCAAGUCCUUUGAGUUGAAGACAACAUUUGAAGAUGUAUUUCCAGCUGAAGCAACAACGGUUGAAGAAUAUUUGCAACAGGUCCAUGAAAUGGCAAUGGUGUCUGCUGUACAGGAGGCUCAGAAGGAUAACCUUAGAAGUUUCAGUGACUGUAUGAUGACAGUUCUAGAGGAAGACUGGCGGAAGGAAAAACGGGACUUCCUUCAAAGUCUUAGUCAGAUUUCUAGGUUGCCUAGGACAAAUGUUGCUGAUUCAAAUAGUAAAUCUUCCCAUGAAGGUCAAAUAAUUGCCGCAACUUCUAGCCCUCAUGUUUCACCUGGUCCAUCUAGCAUGGAGCUUGCGCCAUUGGCUACUAAGGCCAUCGCAGAAAAAAAAGCUGCAGCCUAUGGAGAAGUUGUGAAGGAUCUUAACAGCGCCAGAGAGCAUGGGUCUCCUUUCAAACCUGCUGCAGCAUUCAAGCAGGCAUAUGAUGGUCUGGCUAUCGAUGGAUCUGGUGGGAAAUCUGUUGGUAUGCAGAAAAUAUGGCAUCUUCUUCUGAUGCUGAGUGAGGAUUCAACUCAACUGCCAAAAGUUUCUAGAAAAAUGUCGUUGGUGAUUGGUGCGAGGCAUCACCUUGAAUGGGGACAUGAAAAAUAUGUGCUUGAUACAAUACAGAGUCAUCCUGCCCAAGCUGCACUGGGUGGUGCUGUUGAUAAUUUGCAGCGCAUCCGAGCUUUCCUUAGGAUCCGUUUGCGGGAUUAUGGUGUUCUUGAUUUUGAUGUUGAUGAUGGUCGUAGGCAACCUCCUAUUGAUACUACUUGGCAGCAGAUAUACUUUUGCUUGCGAACUGGGUACUAUGAUAAAGCACAAGAGGUUGCCCGAUCAUGCCGAGUUGCGCAGCACUUUGCUCCUCUGCUUGUGGAAUGGAUAGCCACUGGAGGUAUGGUGUCACCGAAGACUGUUGCUACUGCUUCUGAAGAGUGUGAAAAAUCAUUAAGGGCUGGUGAUAGAGCAGGCCGAGCUUCAUAUGAUAAGAAAAAGUUAAUCCUUUAUGCAAUGAUAUCUGGUUCUCACCGUAUCAUCGACCGGCUACUUCGAGAACAACCUACACUUUUCAGUACCAUAGAGGAUUUCCUGUGGUUCAAGUUAUCUGCAAUACGAGAGUCCCCUGAUGGUUCAUCUGUUGUUCUUAGUGAGGGAUUCUCUCCCUACACAUUGGCCGACUUACAGAUGUAUUUGAAUAAGUUUGAACCUUCAUAUUAUACAAAGAAUGGAAAAGAUCCUCUUGUGUAUCCCUAUGUAUUACUCUUAAGUAUUCAGCUGCUUCCGGCGGUCCAGUACUUGUACAAGGAUACUGGAGAUGAAGGAUACAGCAUUGAUUCUGUCCACAUGUGUAUAGCUUUAGCAGAUCUUGGAGUCCUCUUCGAAGGUGCUAGGGCUGUGCACAAAUUUGGAAUGAUGGAUGCUUAUGCGGAGGCAUCUAGCAUAAUUAGGCAGUAUGGAUAUGCUUAUUUACGCAAUGGGGAUCUACCAAUGGCACUUGAAUAUUAUGCUCAGGCUGCUGCUGCAGUUGGCGGUGGGGAGUUAUCAUGGACGGGUAGAGGUAACAUGGAUCAGCAACGUCAAAAGUCCUUGAUGUUGAAGCAGCUUCUAGUUGAGCUUCUGUUACAUGAUAGUGGUGUAAAUAUUCUACUUGGACCCCGGGGUACUGGGGAAGAAGGUCAAUUGGGAAGGUUUUUUCCAGAUGGAAAGACAAGGCAACAAUUUUUGUUGGAAGCAGCUCACCAGUGUCAGGUGACUUCUUUGUAUGACAAGUCCAUUGAAAUACAAAAAAGAGUUGGAGCAUUUGCUGGAGCUCUGGAUACAGUGAACAGGUGCCUUUCAGAAGCAAUUUGUUCCCUAACACGUGGUAGAUUGGAUGGUGAGAGCAGGACUUUAGGGCUCAUUCAUUCUGGAAACGAAAUUUUAGAGGCAUUUAAAUAUCAUCUCGAGAUCAGUCCUCAAGAGAGAGAGAAUGUUAUGGAGCAGCAGACUGUCUUAAGGCAGCUUGAGGCAGUCUUGUAUGUUCAUAAGCUGGCUAGGAUGGGACAAUAUAUAGACACAUUGAGGGAAGUGGCAAAACUACCAUUUCUUCCCCUUGAUCCACGAGCACCAGACUUUGCCGUUGACAUAUUUAAUAACUUGUCCAUUCAUGUUCAAGCUUGUGUACCUGACAUUAUUAGAGUUGCUCUUCACUGUUUGGACAAUGUCAAAGAUACAGAUGGUUCACUCCGUACCUUGAGAACAAAGAUUGCAAACUUCCUUGCAAGCAAUUUGAACAGGAACUGGCCCCGCGAUCUAUAUGAAAAGGUUGCCAGAAGCUUGUAAGCUGAUGUAUAUGUAUUUGGUAAUGAGUUACAUGUCAUAUCCCUAAUUAUCCAGGUGUAUAAACAAUUAGGAUCUGUGACAUUUGUCUAGGUUUGUUCUGGUUCAUUUUCCCUCAUUUUCUGUUUUAGAGUACUAGUGUUUCUUACUGGGAUGGAGGAAAUCAGCAUAUGAACCAUUUGUAGAUUAGCUAGACUAUAAUUGAAUUUGGUGUUGUCGCUUUCGCCGGGUGUUAUUGUUCUCUUAAAACGUGAAAUUAUUUCUGUGACGGUCCGUCUGAUUUUGUUGAAUUCGGGCUUCAAUCCCUAUUCUUUCCUUAAGAGAGGAUCUGAAUCAUUUGGAAAGUAGAUCAAAGUGGGAGAAAAAGCACUGGAUUUUAGGCAUCCAUAUGAUAAUUUUUUGGCCUUGCAAAUGGGAUUCCGAGAUGGUGUCUCAUGGGGAUCAAGGUUAAGGAAAAAAAACCAAAACCUGGAGGGAAAGUUAUUGCAUGUCAUCAGGCUGGUCGAGUGUUUCUCCCCUAGAGGCUUGGGACGAGGAUUUUGGGAGGAUUUUAGAAGCUAUGUUUGGCCAGUAAAAGAAAGAAAGAGGAGAGGCUGAGACUUACCCAUGUUCACCUUAAAAUGAACUAGACUGGCAAAUAAUAUAAAGCACCUCCCAAGUUAGGGAACACCGGGACAGGCACGUAUGCCGCACCAUCAAAAAAUCGCGUUGAAUAAAUUAUUUUUAACGUGUCGCUUCUUUCUCUUUUCCUUUCUCUUUCUUUCUACUCCACCUUUAUUUGCCAGAUCUACAAAUUUUUGGCAUUUCAUCGUCGUUAGAAGUUCAAAAUUAAAUCUUAUGCAUCUGCAUCUAUUGUCGAAGGUAUCGAUUAGUAUUGUUUUACAUUGAAUUUGAUUGCAUCAAAGAAAAUAUACCUAUGGUUCUUGUUCUAGUUCCGACAAGAAAAUUGAAGAUGAAGAGCUCCCGAGGAUGUAAAGAUAGAUUCAAUGAAAAUCAUCUAAUUCCAGAUUAGUUUCUUGAAGAUUCUUGCAAAAUCAUUGGAUGUUUGUGUUUUUUUUUUCUUUUUUUUUUAAUCAACAGUUUUGCUAUUCGUUUGUGAUGAAUUGAUUUUCGUGUAAUUUUGAGUUUUGCAAGAUCCUUUUCGAUUAGAAGCAAUAACAAUGAAAGCAAGCUUCAACUUUCGCCUAAUCAUGGCUGCUGAAAAUAAAGGAUUCCUCACGGAAAAUGGAGAUGCGUUUUUGAGAAUUUGUGGCGGUCUUAUAUUGCGUUUUUCUUGUAAUGAAUUUGGUUCAUAUUUUCGACUAAAACUCGUUAUUCAUUGAAAAUAGAAGCUCAGUAAUUGAAAUAAUAUAGUUUCGUGCAAUGAACAGGUGAUGUUUUUAGAUGAACUAUAGUUUAUUCAAAAAUACAGUAUUAAUGUGAUUUCCUG